Molecule: messenger RNA, 2466 nt
Organism: Osmerus eperlanus (European smelt)
Lineage: Eukaryota; Metazoa; Chordata; Actinopteri; Osmeriformes; Osmeridae
Gene: rassf11
Product: Ras association domain family member 11
Exons: 3
Coding region: 93-1604 (503 amino acids)
Biological process (GO): signal transduction
Source: RefSeq, a predicted model, not a curated record
CCCAAACAGAAUUGUGCAUGAAUGUAGUAGGAGGGGACAGUUCCACACAUCUGGUUCACUUCAGCUCUAAAAAGUGAUAGAUUGACCAAGCAAUGGAGGUUAAGGUAUCAGUGGAUGGCGUCCCUCGUGUGGUCUGUGGAGUCACAGAGAAAACAACCUACCAAGAAGUGGUGCUAGCCUUGGCUCAAUCCCUUGGUCGCCCUGGCCGUUACACACUGAAGGAGAAAUUCAAAGACUUUGAGCGCAGUGUGACACCCAGUGAACGACUCUUGGAGUCCCUGGAGAAGUACGGCCAGCAGGCCAGGGACGUCCAGCUCACCCUGCUACAUAACGGACCUUCUCUCUGGGAAGGAGCGGGCAGGGCAAGAGGAGGAAGGUACCUAGCUGGGCCGACCCCGCUUAGGAGUGUCGAUGCUGGGGGUCGGGUACGAAGGGACAGCACGGCCCCCAGUUUACACCGUCAAAGUCUACCGCCAAUAUCCCGCUUGCGUCAACAAGCAGACCAGCCGCCGGAGGAAAUGAAACGUCCCAAAAGGAAGUCGCUGACACUGAUGGAGGAGGCCUGGGGGUGGCUGGAGAACUUGGGCAGGGGUAGCAGCCAGCAGUCUAGCCGUGACAAGGGGAGCAACAAGCAGGAAGGCGUUAGGAAUGAUAGCUCUCUGGACGUGUCCGUUACCGUUGCCAAGGACGUGUCUGUCCCGAGUGGUCUGCGCAGCAAAACGAAAAGCGUAAAGAGCGGGAAAUCAGCUGAGAAACAGCAAAUCUCCUGCUGCAUGAGAGAUCAAGGCAAAAACAGACCAAAUAGUACUACAGGCAGUUGUGACGAAAACAAAGAGGGCAAAGAUGGCAACGUUUCUCCCGCACACACAGACAACAACACGGGCAGAACAAAAGUCGUGGAUCUGAUUAACCCAAGCGGUGCCAGCAAGAUUGAAGAGGACAAAAGAAAGCUAAAACAUAUCAUUACACUGCAACAGGUUAGUCUGCAAGGCUUGCAGGCCCAGAUAACGUCAACGGAAAGACAGAUAUGUGAGUUGGAAGCGCAUCAGAGAGCCAAGCAAGCUGGACAGGAGGCUCAACUGAAAACGAUAGAGGAAGAAACAGAACAGCUGCAAUUCUGGGAGAACGAGCUGAAGGCAGAAGAGGGCUUUGAGAAAGACUUGCAGGCACAGUUCCUGGAGAUGAGGGAGAAAGCUGUGGAGUGCAAGGCAAGGUUGGAGGAGUACAAAUGCAAGAUGGCCGGCCUUGAUCUCGGUAGGGUUCAAAGAACAAGGCCAGAGGGAAAAGAGAUGGCUCCAACCGCAGACCUCACAACCGGCUCUGUAGAGAGCAUGGAUAUUCCAAAUAAGGAAGUCAAUCAGCAAAGAUCAAGCGCAGCCUGUGAGGUAAAUACAGACAGGAAGUCACCGCCCAGAGAGGACUGUAAUGUUCCCACUGCUCUUAUUUCUACAAAUCAGAUCAAGGACCCAAAUGCCUCCAGGGCCAAUCAGCUGAGAGAAUGGUGGACACAUUGGUCUGAAGCACAGAGCCCUAAACCAGAAGCUAAACACAAAGUCGUACAUCGCUCAGAGAUCACCAUACAUCUGGGCAGCACUAGGGUCUGACAGAAGAAGUGUUCAGAUGUUACAACGUAGAAGCUUUGUUAUAGUUAGGUGCAUCCGGCCCAGUUGGAUGUUAUUGUCAUAACCACUGUGUACGAAUGAGGAUUUAAAAAAAAUGUAUAUAUACACACAUUCUUGCAAUAUAAAUCCAGAAUCUUUAAGACCUACCAAAUAAAGACAAAAGCAAAUCAUGAUUUUCAUAAAACUUUAAUUCAAUUGUUUCAUUCAAGACCAUUAACAAAAGUACAUUGGAGAGCCCCUGUAAGCAGCUCAUCAGAAACCCAGUGAUCUCUCCAGAGUUGAAAUGUAUUCAGACCAACUCCAUGAGUGCAUAGAGGCACAACAGUUCAUCCACCCGUCUCCAGCGUACAAUAAUAGAUAUCCUGAUCCUUUUAACUUAAUUAUUUCUAAUACUUUGUUACUUUCCCCCCCACUUUAAGUUAAAUUUGUUUUCAUUGUUAUAUCUUGAUGUUUGAAUCUUUCACUAAGAAAAAAAAAAAAGCACACAUUACAUACAGUAUAUUUCAACCCACAGGUAUUUGGGAUGCAGACCAGUAUUAUUUCUACUAGAAAAAAAAGCCACCCUAAGAUUGUUCUUUAUAUUUUGGCGGUUGGCUUGGGACAGAGGAUACAUCUAAUUUUUUUUGUCUGUCAUUUUUAGGCACCUUAUUUUUUAUUUCAGUUAUCAGUCAUUAGCAGAAUUCGAGUUUCAACAGAACAAAAGCAGAUGUGCAAGAGAAAAAAAAAAUAUGUAUAAAAGAACCGCAGGAUGUAAGAUGACAUUAGAAAUUCUGCACCUGGGGAAAUUGCUUAAUAGAAGCAUGUGAAUACCAAAAAGGUAUCUAAAGGCUCCAAUAUGAGAAAA